AUGGCGCCCGCGCGUCGCGCACCGCCGGACACGACGCACGAGGCUGAAGGACUUGGGCGACAGCAGGGUCGUGGCCCGAGCGUUGUGCUGCUGGAGGCCGAGCGCGAGCUCGCGUGCGAGGACUGUCACUACGGCCGCGACUGCGUGAACCUGCUCGGAGCAGGCAUCCAGAUGGCCGACCGCGUGCUGACCGUGUCGCCGAACUACGCGAGGGAGAUCCAGACAGCCGUGGGUGGGCUCGGCCUGGACCACGCCCUGCGGGAGAAGAGCGGCCAGAGGCCAACGCCCCGACUGUACCUUUGGGCGGCCGUGCAGCGCCUGGACUCGGAGAUGAAGAUCGUGGGCGAGUACGGCCUGAAGAACAAGCGCGAGGUGUGGCGCGUGCAGUACGCCCUGGCCAAGAUCCGCACCGCGGCGCGCCACCUGCUCACGCUCGACGAGAAGAGUGAGCAGCGCAUGUUCCAAGGCGAGGCGCUGCUCCGCCGCAUGAUCCGCAUCGGCCUGCUGAUGGAAAGCGAGAAGAAGCUGGAUUACGUGCUCGGUCUGACCAGCGCGAAGAUCAUGGAGCGCCGCCUGCAGACCAAGGUCUUCAAGCUCGGGCUGGCGAAGUCGAUCCACCACGCCCGCGUGCUGAUCCGCCAGCGCCACAUUCGCGUCGGCAAGCAGAUCUGCAACAUCCCGUCGUUCCUGGUGCGCCUCGACAGCGAGAAGCACAUCGACUUCGCUCUCACCUCCCCGUUCGGCGGCGGCAGGCCCGGACGCGUGCGCCGCAAGAUGAUGCAGAAGAAGGGCGGCGACAAGGACGGCGACGACGAGGAGGACUGA
This is a messenger RNA of Prorocentrum cordatum, 825 nucleotides long. The record is from the annotation of a GenBank genome assembly. NCBI's taxonomy places the organism in Eukaryota, Dinophyceae, Prorocentrales, Prorocentraceae.